Messenger RNA from Magnolia sinica, 1215 nucleotides. RefSeq names its product transcription factor MYB30-like. Gene Ontology annotation, molecular function: cysteine-type deubiquitinase activity. The record is from RefSeq and is a predicted model, not a curated record. The transcript is spliced from 8 exons. Gene Ontology annotation, biological process: protein deubiquitination. NCBI's taxonomy places the organism in Eukaryota, Viridiplantae, Streptophyta, Magnoliopsida, Magnoliales, Magnoliaceae. Bases 4 to 1215 code for a protein of 403 amino acids.
AAGAUGGUGAGAGCUCCUUGUUGUGGGAAGGUUGGAUUGAAGAAGGGGACAUGGACCCAAGAAGAAGAUCAGACACUCAUAGCUUACAUAGAGAGAAAUGGACCUGGCAACUGGCGUGCUCUUCCUAAAAAUGCAGGCUUAUUGAGGUGUGGAAAGAGUUGCAGAUUCAGGUGGAUGAAUUAUCUGAAACCAGAUGUUAAAAGAGGGAACUAUAGCAGGGAAGAGGAAGAAACUAUCAUCGAAUUACAUGAUUUGCUUGGUAAUAGAUGGUCUACGAUCGCGGCAAGAUUACCAGGUAGAACGGACAAUGAAAUUAAAAACGUUUGGUAUACUCACCUGAAAAGGCGGCAGAAACAAAAUCCAACGAUGAAAGAAACCAGCCGGCCUGCCGUGGAAAUAUCCAAAUGUAACGCCGGAGCAUCAAAGGAAGAGUCACGGUCUGUUCCCUCACCCUUGAAUGUUCCAACCAUCACAGGAUCAGAAAAUUCCAGCUACAUUCACAUGUGUGGCCAACAGUCUUGCGGCAAUUCAUCUCCCUUAAGCAGCAAUUCCUUGAAUUGCAACAAGAUUAUCAUGGAAAAUUAUAUUGAAUUGUCUGCGACGGUCGAACCAUUGCUUCAAUUGCAGUUCUCUCCCGUUCUGAAUGGAGAUUCCGAGUGUCCAAGUGAUCCCUACCACCACGACAGUCUCAGAAGUUUUUGGUUAAAUCUGUUGAAGGAAGCGGGAGAAACUGCUGGACUGACUUCGUUCCCAGAUUACUUGGUGUUGCAUAUGCGGAAGUUUGUGAUGGAGGCAGGCUGGGUGCCAAAAAAGCUUGAUGUUUAUAUCGAUGUCCCAGAUAUCAUAGAUAUUAGUCACAUGCGCAGCAAGGGUUUGCAGCCAGGGGAAGAGCUACUACCAGAAGCAUUUGCUGGUGGUGAUAAGAGUGAAGCAGCGAAACCUGCAGCCAAUGAGGAAAUCGCUUCCAGGAGAGAUGAAAAGCUUAAAGAGGCAUUGUUGAGUCCUGAGCCUCAGCGAGCAUACAGUUUGCAGAGGCCCAGUGCCCAUGGUUUGAUGAUCCAGGUCGUCAGUCUACUCGUAUCCAGCAUGGACAGGGAUGAUAUAAAUGAUCCUAUUUCUCAAGAGAUGCAGGGUGCGGAAGUUCUGAUGUCCUUUGUUGAUGAAGAAAGUGUCAAUACUUUGAUUUCAUUUGGAUUUCAAGAAGAGGUUGCCUGA